Molecule: messenger RNA, 579 nt
Organism: Daldinia childiae
Lineage: Eukaryota; Fungi; Ascomycota; Sordariomycetes; Xylariales; Hypoxylaceae
Exons: 1
Coding region: 1-579 (192 amino acids)
Source: RefSeq, a predicted model, not a curated record
AUGUCCUCCCAACAACACGAGCCAAAAAUCACCUCCAAGAAUCUUGCCUACUCGAGCGAUCUACCUCCCUUCCUAGCCAAGCUCCGCGGCCAGCACCAACAACAGCGCGACUCCGACACUCCGGACCCUAUCCUAGCAGCGCGACGACGAGCCGCACGGCCGCGGUCCGCCAGCGAGGAGGCCGAGGACGCACCUCUUAUUGUCGACGAAGCGGGGAACACCGUCGCUCUCCCGUCCGGUGCGGACGCGGACGUUUCUGCAGAUGACGACGUAGAUGCAGAUAGUAGGAAUGGUGCCGGCGUAGAUAGUAGGAAAGAGAGGGAGAAAGAGAAAAUCGCUAGUAUUGGGGCAGGCAAAAAACGCAAGGUAGGACGGGUGGUUGGCGGCACUGAUGAGGACGGGGCCGAGGUCGAGGUCGAGAAGCGAAAGCUAUUAAGUAACACUAAAGGUCGAGAGAAGGAAGACAGCUCUUCGGCAAAGAACAGUAAUAAACCCGCCGCUGACGCGAAAUCGGGAGCAAAGCAGACCAAGAAGAAGGCCAAGAAGAUCAAGCUCAGCUUUAAUGACGACGGAGACUGA